Molecule: messenger RNA, 920 nt
Organism: Glycine soja
Lineage: Eukaryota; Viridiplantae; Streptophyta; Magnoliopsida; Fabales; Fabaceae
Product: two-component response regulator ORR9-like
Exons: 5
Coding region: 107-742 (211 amino acids)
Biological process (GO): cytokinin-activated signaling pathway; phosphorelay signal transduction system
Source: RefSeq, a predicted model, not a curated record
CACACACAUCACGCAUUGUGUGUAAUGAUAAAUAUAAACGAAUUUUCAAGUAGAUAAGUUAGCUAACAGGUUAAGAAGAUUGUUUAUCUGAACACUACGUACUGAGAUGGAGCUUGUGAAUAGCCAAAAGCUAAAACAACAUGAGCAGCAACAGCAUUUUCAUGUGUUGGUGGUAGAUGAUAGUGUCAUAGAUAGGAAGCUUUUGGAGAGGCUCCUAAGAGAUUCUUCAUGCAAAGCUACCUUUGUGGAUUCUGGAGACAAGGCUUUGAAAUUUCUUGGCCUGCUUGAUGAUGACCUUGAUAAUUCUUCCUCAACUUCUUCGGAAUCAUUGCAACUAAACGGAAUCAAAGUGAAUAUGAUCAUGACAGACUACUGCAUGCCAGGAAUGAGUGGCUAUGAUUUACUCAAACGAAUCAAGGGAUCUUCUUGGAAAGAUGUGCCCGUGGUCAUAAUGUCAUCAGAAAACGUACCAUCUAGAAUCAGCAUGUGCUUGGAAGGAGGGGCAGAGAAGUUUCUAUUGAAGCCUCUUCAGCAAUCAGAUUUAGAAAAGCUUCAGCCAUGCUUUCUCAAAUCCUCUGAUAAUUCUAGUGAACAAGACCAAUCUGCUGAAAGAUCUGUAGCUUCUCACGAUAAUGACAAUUAUAUCGAUACCAUUAAGGCAUUGUGUCCGGAGCAUGGUUUUAAACUGCAAUUUGUAUCGACAAUUGCAACUACAAUAUUGCGAUUUUGGAAGUCUCUAUAGUUGCUACACAAUUAUAUAUGUAAUUGUGUCAAGUACAUUUUCCAGUAAUUGUACACAGUUUGUUUCUGUAACACAUAACUGUCACAAUUUAAAAUUACAUGUAAGACAUCACCAAAGUUUAACUCAAUUAUUUGAGUAGGAAUGUAUGAGUUAUUAUAAACCCACAAACAUUAUUUUU